Eucalyptus grandis is the source of this 732-nucleotide messenger RNA. Its product is annotated as bidirectional sugar transporter SWEET1. Gene Ontology annotation, molecular function: sugar transmembrane transporter activity. The record is from RefSeq and is a predicted model, not a curated record. The coding region runs from base 1 to 732 and encodes 243 amino acids. The transcript is spliced from 6 exons. Gene Ontology annotation, cellular component: membrane. Lineage: Eukaryota; Viridiplantae; Streptophyta; Magnoliopsida; Myrtales; Myrtaceae. Gene Ontology annotation, biological process: carbohydrate transport.
AUGAGAGUCCUGCGUUUCUUGAUCGGUGUUCUUGGAAAUGCGGCGGGUCUGUUCCUCUUUUUGGCACCUGUGAUUACCUUCAAGAGGAUCAUAAGAAGCCGGUCAACUGAGCAGUUUUCGGGCAUCCCCUACGUGAUGGCCCUUCUUAAUUGCUUGGUCUUCACUUGGUAUGGCCUCCCAUUUGUGUCACGAAACAAUCUUCUCGUAUCAACCGUUAGCGGCAUUGGCGGUGUGAUUGAAUUCACAUACAUAGUGAUCUUCCUCAUAUAUGCACCGAAAAAGGAGAGGACGAAAAUCAUUGGACUCUUUUCUCUUAUUAUGACUGUGUUCCUAGUCAUCGCCUCCGUCUCCCUCCUUGCGUUGCAUGGAAACACCAGAAAAUUGUUCUGCGGCAUUGCUGCGGCCCUUUUCUCCACUACCAUGUAUGCUUCGCCUCUCUCAGUCAUGAGGAUGGUGAUCAAAACAAAAAGUGUGGAGUACAUGCCAUUUUUCUUGUCGCUGUUUGCAUUCCUAUCUGGUGUGUCGUGGCUCACCUUUGGCCUUCUUAGUGGCGACCCAUUCAUCAUCGUGCCUAACGGAUUCGGAACUGGACUUGGGAUUGCCCAGCUGAUCUUAUAUGCAAUCUACUGCAAGAGCAAGAGUCACACCGAGAAUACCAUUAAGGAUGACUUCACCGAGAUGGAUCUUGGAAAGAUUGAUCAAGCGAAGAAGCCAGAUUCGAGCCAUCUUUGA